AAUUGAAAAAAACUGUAAUGCUGUUUACUUUCAUAUAGAUUCAGUUUACAUUUUGGCGUUCAGGAGGUCUCAGUUCACCCGUGGGAGGGUGUUGUAGUUGUAACGGGUGACACAUUGAUCUAAAACCCGCGGGGCGACACAAGCGUGAGCGCAACUCAUGACGCGUUUGGCGUCUCCAAAGAAAAGCUGCAUUCAGCAGGAGACAGGCUUCAGUUAUCAAAGACGAGUAGCCCAUUAAAAGUCUCGAACCUGUUAAUUAAUUACCUUCCAGCGAACUUGUGGGAAACAGAGAGAGCAUUUCAGCUACUGUUUUUUACUAGAUUUGUUCUUCACAAGCUAUUUGUGAGCUGUAGAACUACGAUCCAAAAUAAAUGAUCUCAAGUUUUAAACUUCAUUUCGGUAAAUAGGACAAUUAAUGAACUUUUCUUGACUUGAAUGAAAAUGAAGACGUCUCCUGCGCUCGUGCUCUGUGUGUCCGUCACCGUUCACCUCGCGCAAGCUCAGCUUCAGUUGCGCGUGCGCCCGUCGCCUAGCGAUCACCUGCCGGUACCGGACCUGCACGAGGACCCUGACCCGGCGCUGGAGCCGGGAGAGAGGGAUUUAGUCCCUCGGUUGCUACGGCGGAAACUCGGCAGCAGUUUUGACCCUGUCUUCUCUUCGAUCGGUCCACCGACGCGGGGUAACGGGUCCGAAAUCACGCGAGAGGACGAGAUCAGUCUCGCCGGACCGAUUCCCCGUGAAUUUCAGCAACUGGAUUUCUCUAGUCUUAAAGCAGCACCGAAAACGGAGCGCAGGGUGCGCCGGUGGUUGUGGUCUUACACCCGGUGCCCGGUGCUGUCGAUGUGGAAAGAUCUGGGCGUGCGUUUCUGGCCGCGAUACGUCAAAGAAGGACAGUGCUCGACCGAACGCUCGUGCUCUUUACCGGAGGGGAUGUUUUGUAAACCGGUGCAGUCCGUGAGCAUCACUCUCCUCCGGUGGCACUGCCAGCAGGGCUCUCGCGCGCUCAAGCGCUGCGCGUGGAUCCGCGCGCACUACCCGGUGAUUUCACAGUGCGCCUGCGCGUGCUGAAACUUCCCACAGCCAGAUCGUUUUAAUGAAUAUAAAAUGGUUUAGAACAUUAUAAAUUCGUAUUCCUUUCUUUUGAUUUUAGGGUGAAUAUGAAUCGGACUUGUUCUUGUCACUCACCCAUUUAACUCUGACAAGGUGGACUUUACUAAUAGAAAUUAAUUUGUGAUUGUGCAUUCGGCUAAGCUGUUUUAAAUUAUAUUUAUCUGUGAACAUGUGAAGAAAAUCUUUGAUGACGAAAGAAAAAGACAA
Messenger RNA from Megalobrama amblycephala (Wuchang bream), 1317 nucleotides. It is a transcript of the gene nog5, whose product is annotated as noggin 5. The coding region runs from base 436 to 1068 and encodes 210 amino acids. The record is from RefSeq and is a predicted model, not a curated record. Lineage: Eukaryota; Metazoa; Chordata; Actinopteri; Cypriniformes; Xenocyprididae. The transcript has a single exon. Gene Ontology annotation, biological process: osteoblast differentiation; dorsal/ventral pattern formation; negative regulation of cell differentiation.